UCUCAGAAUCUCAGAAUCUCAGAAUCUCGGAAUCUCAGAAUCUCAGAAUCUCAGAAUCUCAGAAUCUCAGAAUCUCAGAAUCUCAGAAUCUCAGAAUCUCAGAAUCUCAGAAUCUCAGAAUCUCGAAAUCUCAGAAUCUCAGAAUCUCGAAAUCUCGGAAUCUCAGAAUCUUAG
Caenorhabditis briggsae is the source of this 174-nucleotide messenger RNA. The record is from RefSeq and is a predicted model, not a curated record. NCBI's taxonomy places the organism in Eukaryota, Metazoa, Nematoda, Chromadorea, Rhabditida, Rhabditidae. The annotation marks the transcript as partial. The transcript has a single exon.